AGGAGCUCCAGACGCAGGUCAACACGGAGGGCGAGGACGAGGCCCGCAUGUACAACAAGUUCGCGUGCUUCUGCAAGGACACCAUGAAAGACAAGGGCGAGGCUGCUCCAAGCCGCUGGGGGACAGGGGGAACGGACGCCCUCACCGCGGAGAUCGGGGAGCUGCAGUCGAACCGCGCGGAGACCUGGACACCGACAUUGCGCAGCUCGAGACGGCCAUCAGUGACACCAGGAAGACCAUGGACGAGGCGCAGGAGACACGCGACGCGGAGCUGAAGCAGUACGAGGACGCCGACGACGCCGACCUCAGGGCGGCCCUGGAUGCCCUCAGGGGCGCGAUCAAGGAGCUGAAGGCCGCGAAGACCUUUGUCAAUUCCGAGUACGAGGGCUUCCUGCAGACGAAGCGCCAGGCGCUCGGGGCCAAGGUCCAGCACGCCCUGCUGCUGGCCGAGGCGCUCGGCUUCGCCCCAGAGGCCGUGCAGCGGGCCACCGCCUUCUUCCAGCAGGGGCAGCCCUCGGAUCCGGCCCCGCAGAUUCCGACCGAGGCCUACACGUUCAAGUCGGGCACGAUCAUCGAGACGCUUGAGG
Prorocentrum cordatum is the source of this 587-nucleotide messenger RNA. The record is from the annotation of a GenBank genome assembly. Lineage: Eukaryota; Dinophyceae; Prorocentrales; Prorocentraceae.